This is a messenger RNA of Penaeus chinensis, 906 nucleotides long. RefSeq names its product translocator protein-like. Gene Ontology annotation, cellular component: mitochondrial outer membrane. Bases 35 to 556 code for a protein of 173 amino acids. The record is from RefSeq and is a predicted model, not a curated record. NCBI's taxonomy places the organism in Eukaryota, Metazoa, Arthropoda, Malacostraca, Decapoda, Penaeidae. The transcript has 4 exons.
CAGUCAUUUAAAAGCAACAAGAGAGCCGAACAGAAUGGGUUGGUUGAUGAUCGUAGUGUCCGUGCUCCUUCCCAACAUCGGGGGAAUCGUUGGAGGGCUGAUGACGGCAAAGAGCAUCAAAAAUUGGUAUAAUAAGGAGCUUAAGAAACCAGAGUGGCGGCCCCCAAACUGGGUGUUUGGCCCUAUGUGGACCUCCCUCUACUCCACCAUGGGUUAUGCCGCCUAUAGGGUAUGGCUGGAGUAUGACUCGCCAAGCAUCCUCAUCCCCUGGCAGCUGCCCUGGCCCCUAAAGCUAUUUGCGCUGCAACUCAUUCUCAACUGGCUGUGGACGCCAAUUUUCUUCGGCCUGAAAAAUAUCACGCUGGCACUGCUUGAGAUAAUACUCCUCGAUGCGGCCGUCCUGGCAACAGGCUGGGCGUUUUACCAAGAGGACGACCUGGCCGGCAUGCUCUUCAUACCCUACAUGCUGUGGCUCUCGCUCGCCACGGCUCUCACCCUCACCAUUUGGAAGAUGAACCCUCGCUGGCGGAAUGGAGUGCCGUCCAAGGAGAAAUAGGAAGGGGUGGACGGGGCUCGUCAGUAGAUCUGUUGCUGCCGUCGUUUUCUUGGUUUUGUUGACAAGGAUUUUGAGGUUGAGAAGGAUAAUAGGGAUGAUAUUAAUGAUAAACAUUUGCAGUGAAGUCGUGGAAAGUUGCGAGGUGCCGUCCAAGGAGGAGCGGAAAGCAAGGUAUGAUCUUCUGCCGUCACAUUAGAGAUGGCUCGUUCAUCUCUUCUCGGUUGAGGACGCUUAGUGCUUGAUUAUCACACAGGUUUCAUUUUGAUAUAUUUUUAGAGUGUUUGAAAAGGGGGAAACAAUUCAGUCCUUUUGUAGGUUGUUACGAAGCUUAAGACUGUGAAACUAAAAGA